Messenger RNA from Klebsormidium nitens, 2872 nucleotides. The record is from the annotation of a GenBank genome assembly. Lineage: Eukaryota; Viridiplantae; Streptophyta; Klebsormidiophyceae; Klebsormidiales; Klebsormidiaceae.
UUGAGUCAAGAAACUUGAGAGGCAGCUCAAGAUGAUGAUCAGCCUUUUCAAGCUUUUGACUCCGAGAACUUGCAAAUUGCAGCUCAGCUGUGCAGGUGGUGCAGCAGAAGGAGGCUCCAGUUGCUCCACAGGCUCCAGCUAGCAAGCAGGGAGUAGUAUAAGCUAGGAAGCUUGCCAGCAGCCUUGCGAACUGCAUGUAAGUUUUGUGUGGCUACUGCGUGGAGGAUUUGCGUAGAUUGCAUCACAAUGGGGAACAAUCAAUCCAGUCGCAUUGAAGAAGGCGAUCCUGAUAUCUCUGAGGCAGCCCCUGAUGAUCUCCCCAUCCUGAUUGCCCUGGAUGAAGAUGCAGCAGCGGUCCAGCAACGGGAUCACAAAGAAAGGAGGAGUCACUUGGGGUUUGGGGCAGCACUUGUUGCAGCAUCAAUUGGCGCGGCAUUUGUGUGGCAUCAAAAAGUGCAAAAGCAAAACCGGAAACAACAAGCUUCCUAUGUUGGCAACUUUGGAAAAGACAAGUCCAUCAAGAUCCGCUUUGAUUACACCCCCAGCGAGAUUGAAGCGGAGGCGAGGAAGCUCAUUGACCGGUCACAGAAAGUCCAUGACGCAGUGGCCUCCAUUCCUCUUGAAAAGGUGACGUACGCUUCCGUGAUUGAACCACUUUCCAGAAUAGAGGGUGAAGAGUACCACGUCCUCCAAGCGCUUACCUUUCCAGCUCACGUGUCAAGAAAGAAGCCUGUGAGAGAUGCGGCCAUUGCGGCUGAGACCAAGUUGAACGCGUAUGCCGUCAGGAGUAGCAUGCGACUGGACGUGUACCAACGGGUGAAGGCCUUCUCAGUGAAGGGGGAGGAACUGAGGACUGAAGAGCAGAGAUACGUGGACAGACUGGUGCGUGACUACGAGCGGCUGGGCCUCAAUCUCGAUGCGGCCACCCGGCAAAAAGUGGAGGCGCUCAAGACCCGCUGCGGAGAGCUGUCCAUCAACUUCCAAAGAAACUUGAACGAGGAGAACACGAUCCUGCACUUCACAGCAGACGAGCUGGCGGGCAUGCCCCACGACUUCGUCAAGGGUCUGAAGGCGGUGCCAGGCGAGGCCGGCAAGCUGGAAGUGACCCUGCGCUACCCGCAUGUGUUCCCACUGAUGAAGAUGUGCAAGGUUGGGGCAACGCGAAGAAAAGUCGAGUACGAGUUCAACAGGAGGUGUAUUUUUGAGAACGUGAAAAUCAUUGAGGAACUGAUUCGGCUCCGCCACGAGCUGGCCACGCUGCUGGGCUACCCCACGCAUGCCGCGUACGUGCUGGACGUGCGCAUGGCCAAGACCCCCGCCGCGGUCCGGAAGUUCCUGGAGGACGUGUCGGACAAGAUGACCUCGUUGGCGGACAAGGAGCUGCAGCAGCUGAAAGCGCUCAAGCGCGCGGAGGAGGGCGAGGCGGCGUUGAGCAUGGCGGACUUCCGGUACUACAUGCACCAACAGGAGGAGCGCCACUUCAAGAUCGACCACCAAAAAAUCAAGGAAUACUUCCCCAUGGACAAGGUGACAGAUGGCCUUCUCAAGAUCUACCAGCAACUGCUAGGGCUGCAGUUCACGGAGGUCUCCUCACCGCACACAUGGCACGAGGAGGUGCAGCUGUUCUGCGUGCACGACGCGGCGAGCGGCGAGAAGCUGGGCUACUUCUACCUGGACCUGUUUCCGCGCGAGGGCAAGUACGGCCACGCCGCCGUCUGGCCCCUGCAGAAAGGUUGCACCCGCAAGGACGGCUCCCGCCAGCUGCCGGUGGCGGGCAUGUUGGCCAACUUCAGCCGGCCCACUGCGGACAAGCCGUCGCUGCUCGCGCACAACGAGGUCGAAACGUACUUCCACGAGUUUGGCCACGUCAUGCACAACAUAUGCAGCCGUGUUGAGAUGGCUCGCUUUGCGGGGACGAGUGUCGAGCGGGACUUCGUGGAGGCUCCCAGCCAGAUGCUGGAGAACUGGUGCUGGGAGAAGGCGUCUCUGCGGUUGAUGAGCGGGCAUUACCGCGACGGAAGCCCGUUGCCGGAGUCUCUCCUGGACACGCUGAUCAGCACCAAGAAGGCGCACGCCGGCCUGCUCUGCAAGCGGCAGCUCUUCCUGGGGCUGCUCGACCAGACGGUGCACACGCGCGCACAGGCCGACACCGCGGCCGUCAUCCAGGAGCUGCAUCCCAAGGUGCUGGCGGGCAUCCCCGCGACGGCGGGCACCAACAUGCUGGCCUCCUUUGGCCACCUCGCGGGCGGCUACGACGCCAGCUACUACGGCUACAUGUGGAGCGAGGUGUUUUCUGCUGACAUGUUUGCGACCAAGUUCGCGAAGGACGUGCUCAGCCCGGCAGCCGGCAAGGAGUACCGGGACAAGAUUCUGCGGCCCGGAGGGUCCAUUGACGCUGCGGACAUGCUGUGGGACUUCCUCGGACGAGAACCCACCGAGGCAGCCUUCCUGGAGAGCAAGGGGGUCUAAACCCGGCCACGCACGGAAGGGCCGCGAGGCAAGAGUCACUAAGAAGUAGCUGGGUUGCCGUUGAAUCAGGGUUUGACAUGCGAGUAGUGCCGUGAAGAGUGGACUGCACCAUCAUUGCACGGAUGUAUAGUUCCGUUACAGCUUUGAGAAGUAAUAGAAGGGCCGUCGACCUUGAACGCUUUGUUGAAAGAUGCCCUUUAGACCUCCUAAACAUACUCUGAUUUGGAUAGAUAAAUACAAGCCGAUAUUCUGCGUUAAUAUGCAGAAGGGUCAUUGCAAACCACUUAACACGUUAGCAAUUUGAGAUAGGCCGUCAUGGAGUUUUCCAUUUUGAACGCCGCAUUUCCGGGCAAUGUUGCGUGCGGGAAUGGCGCUUAGCGCUUCUUAGCCGUAUAACUAAGGC